AUGCGUGCGGAGGAGGGGGAAAAGGUGCCCCCCUCCGCCCCGGGCAAUGGCCUCUCCGCGGAGGAGGAGCUGCGGCAGCUGCGGAGCAAGACCAACGCGUGGAAGCAGUCGGUUGCCGUCCAGCUGGGCGAGGCGGCCAAGAAAAACAAACUGCUGCGGGAUGAGUUGAAGGACGUCGAAAACAAACACGAGCGGGACAUGCUGGCACUGCGUGUUCAACUCGACAAGGAGUUUCGUGAGCGGACGAACCUGAAGGACGAGGAAAUCAAUGACCUGCAGCGGCAGGUGACGCAGCUGCGUGAGGAGAAGCGGCGCAUGGCGGAGGAGCACGAAAAGAACCUGGAGGAGACGGCCAGUCGCGUACGCGAAAACAGCCGGCUGGAGCACGUGUCGCAGACCAAGACGGAGACGGAGCAGCAUGAGGCAGAGCUACGGAAGCUGCGCGACGUCAUAGAGCAAAAAGAGCAGGCGCUUGUACAGGCAGAACACGAGGCGGCGGUGAUGAGCACCCGCCUCGAUCGGUUGGGGGAACAGUACAGAGAAUUGUCCGGUCUUAUGAUCCAUGAUGAGGGGCAGCUUGCUAAGCAAGAAGCAGAGGCGGAAGACGAUGGAGGCAACGGUGAAGCUGCCUCACAGCACCUAGUGAAGUUGAGCGAUGCGGCGCAUAAGCAGCAGUUGGAGACGGCACGCUCAGAGCUGCGCAGUUUGGAAGAGAAGUUUGCCGGGAAGUUACGAGAGGCACAACGGACGCACGAGGUAGAGCGGCAGCGGUGGGCGGAAGAUAUUUACCAACGCGAGGAACAACUCCUGGCACUGCAGACACUUCUGCGACAGGCACAAUACGAGGCUGAAACCGCCAACCAGCGCAUUGCUGCUGCAGCGGCGGAGAGGGAGCGGUCGGAGCAACGCCUGGCUCAGAAGGUGGCAACGCUGAGUAAAGAGUUGGCAACGCGAAUGGAACAGUCACAACAGUUAAACGUGGAGGUGGGACGCCUGCAGCGAGAGGUGAGUUCGCAAGAAGCACUUAUACGUAGUCUGGAGGAGGAUGCCCGAAUGCGGGAAGAAGCCUUCACCUCAUUGACUCUUUCAGAAGACAAUCGUAACCUUGUACAGGGGCUUCAGGGGGCACUGCAGGAGAGCCGUGAGGAGGCGGAACACUGGCGCUGCAGGUAUGAAGGGGCCCUCCAAAAUGCGUCAGUUACAGCCGUUGCUAUGCCUUUUGAAGAAAGCGAAAAUGACACGACCACACUCCUGUCACCUGAACUGACCCAGCGGGAGGAGGCCCUGGCUAAAGAGGAAGCCCGUCUGGAGUCGAAGGCGAGGCUGCUGAAAGCUACAGAGGCGCGGUUGGAGGAACUCAAGAGGUCGAUUGCCUCACAGGCAAGUUUUAUACUGCAGCAGCGUGGCGGCGGCGAUGGUGGACAGCGGGGGAAUGUUGAGCGAUCCGAGAAACAACGCCGCGGCGGAAACUUUUUCGCCUCCACACGACGAUACAUGCAGAUGAUGCGGGAACAACAUGGGGAGGAGCUUUUUCUUUUGCCAAGACGUCUGGCGUCGCGUCUUCUUUUUAUUCGUUUGCGCACGGCCCUGCCAGCGUUCCUCUUGUUCAUCUGUAUCUUACUCUUUUUUUUCACUAGACGGUGGACGGGGCCUGUUGACUCAGCAUAG
Molecule: messenger RNA, 1668 nt
Organism: Trypanosoma conorhini
Lineage: Eukaryota; Euglenozoa; Kinetoplastea; Trypanosomatida; Trypanosomatidae
Exons: 1
Coding region: 1-1668 (555 amino acids)
Source: RefSeq, a predicted model, not a curated record